This is a messenger RNA of Chaetomium fimeti, 1291 nucleotides long. RefSeq names its product Alpha/Beta hydrolase protein. The transcript has a single exon. Gene Ontology annotation, cellular component: cytoplasm. Gene Ontology annotation, molecular function: palmitoyl-(protein) hydrolase activity; carboxylic ester hydrolase activity. NCBI's taxonomy places the organism in Eukaryota, Fungi, Ascomycota, Sordariomycetes, Sordariales, Chaetomiaceae. The record is from RefSeq and is a predicted model, not a curated record. Gene Ontology annotation, biological process: protein depalmitoylation. Bases 242 to 1282 code for a protein of 346 amino acids.
UCUUCUCAUCGAGCUCCCUCCUAGGUCUUUAAACUGGAAAGUUGCUUUACCCACGAGUCGAUUCCUAGGACCUGUGACAUAUCUGAUACCUCCUCACCCACUCGAGCGGCAUCUAGAUAAUAUAACAUAUUACUUUACUCGUCUGAUUUAACGCCUCCUAAACCCAACGGCAACAUCUACAUACACCAAGAACAACACCCACCACACUCUCAACGACCGUAUCAACUCCCCAAACGGCAGCAUGGCCCCCGAUCCGCCAGGUUUCUUCCCGCCCGUCCGCUCCAUACCGCCCCUCUCACCUCCCCACCGACAAACCUUCAUCCUCCUCCACGGCCGUGGCCUCAGCUGGGAGACCUUCGGCCCGGAUUUCAUCUCCACCCGCUUCCCAUUCCCACCAGCUUCACCAUCCGCCACCCCAUCCCCAUCAUCAUCCCCAUCAUCGUCUCCAUCACCAUCCCCAGACACACCAACCCCCCAACCCCCUCAACCCCCUCAACCCCCUCAACCCCAAACCCAACCACCACUAACAACCCUCCGCGCCCUCCACCCCCACGCCAAAUUCCUCCUCCCCCUCGCCCCGCGCCACCGCGCCACCAUCUACGCCCGCAGCAUAAUCCGCCAAUGGUUCGACAGCUGGCACCUCAACCCCACCACCUCCUCCAUCCCCACCACAACCGAAGAAUGGCGCUGCAUCCCCGGACUUCACGACACAGUCCGCCACCUGCACGACCUCAUCCGCGCCGAGGCGGCGCUGGUGGGUGGGGCGCACAACGUGGUGCUGGGGGGGAUCAGCCAGGGGUGUGCGGCGGGGUUGGUGGCGCUGUUGUUGUGGGAGGGGGGGGCGUUGGGGGGGUAUCUGGGGAUGUGUGGGUGGUUGGUUUUUGAGGCGGGGGUGAGGGGGGUUUUGGCGGAGGGGGAGGGAGAGGGUGGAGAUGGGGAUGGGGGGUUUGAUCCGUUCGAGAGGGAGGAUGGGGAUGAGGAUAGGGAGGGGGAAGAGGAGGUGGUGAGUGUGGAGGGUAAGGUGGUGAGGGUGUUGAGGGAGAUGCUGGAGUUGGAGGGGAAGCCGCCGGGUGGUCGUCCACUGUCGUUUGACACGCCGGUGUUUCUGGGGCACGGGACUCAGGAUGACAAGGUCCCGGUUGCUCGUGGGAGGGCGGCGGCCGAGUGCUUAAUGGCUGUUGAGAUGGAUACUGAAUGGAGGGUGUAUGAAGGCCUCGGGCACUGGUACUCUGGGGCGAUGCUUACCGACAUGGCCUCAUUCCUAGCACUUCGAAUACGUUGAAAACAAGAC